CGCACCAUUAGCCAUGUCCGCGGCGUCCGCGCCACCGCCGUCCCUAGCUCCGUUCCAGCCAAGCGAGAGUAUUUCUUUUGAAUGGAUGCUUAUCAUAGAAAUACUAAUGCUUUACAGCGUAUUGUUGGUAGGUUUUCUCGCCUCCCCCAUGUUUAAUUUCAUUAACAGCUCAAUGGAGACGGCCAUGUUCAGCGAAACCUACUUAGGCGAUUCCAGGGCCGCAAAUUUUCUCAGAAAAUUGCGGGCCUUUCGUACUUUCAUUAUCUCCGCAACCACCUUUCUCAUGCCUACGAGGCCCGUUAAUUACUUUAGAGAGUCCUGGCUCUUUACCACUCACAACGAGUCCAUCGUAUCCUUGCCUUUGCUCAUCCCUACAAUAAUUUUCAACAGAAAUUCGUACGGCUGGUGCUCCAGGAUCUCUCGCUUGUAUAUCUUCUAUACUAAUUUCAACAUCUUUACGACCAAAUUUGUUCGUAAUGCAAUAUCAAUAUUGUCCGUUCCCUUCAUCACAUAUGUUUCGGCUAUGGGCGAUGGUGCGCAGGCUGGCGCUUCGCCGUUCUUCAUUUUGUCGCUUAUAUUCCUGCGUCAGUUGUAUGCGAGUACUAUCGAUCCCACCAAAGAUAGCGGUGUUUCAAUGAUCCAUAAUGAUCUCGAAAAUAGUAAAAGUUUUCCCAUCCAACAAAUUACCAAUAAAUGUUGGGUCCUGUUUGUUCUCAACACUAGCAACAGCUUGCCCUGGAAACUCAAAUUGUCAGCAUGUUGCUUACUGGGGCUGCAAGUUUUUAAGGAUAUUGCCAGGUAUGUAGCUGUAAAGAAAGGGUCCCAGUCCUUUGCAACGGAGAAAAAUGCAAAGCUUGUUGCCAGCUAUAUGAAUCAAUAUUUAGGUCUUGACGAUUCUCCGCAGGUAACAGAAAUUGAAUAUGCAGAAACACCAACAGAGUUCAUGUCGGGGUACAAAUACUUGGUUAUGGGAGAAGAGAAGCAGAGGAUAGAGCCAUGCCGAGAAAAAGGAUACAACAUUACAGUAACUGAUGAAUCUCAACUCAUUACGCUUGAUAAAGUGUGGGCUUGGAACGGUGAAGAACCUCAAGACCAAGAAAACAAGGAGUUGUGCCUCUCAUUCGCUCUGUUCAAGCUGCUGAGAAGGAAGUUCGAGGGAAUUCCAUUGACAGAAUCUGGAUCUCAGAGAGCUCUCAGGCUACUUCUUCAUGGGCCGUUCAAAGAUCAUAAAUUUGCCUUCAAUAUUGUAGAAGUACAGCUUUCUUUCCUCCAAGAGUACUUUUUCUCCACAAUCCCUUUAGGUAACGGUUUGUUCUUUAUUGGUCUCUCAGUUGUCCUCGUUUUGUGUUACUACGGCUUGAUCGUUCUACUUAUCAUUGAAAUUUCCCGACCUAUAUCUUCCCAAACUAUCUAUUAUCAAACUUUACCAAUAGAGAAGGCGGAAACAUUGUUUGUUCUUGAGGAAAGCCUCUGCUUAAUUAUUCUAUUUUUUCUACUGUCAAGGGAUGUUUAUGAGCUUAUAAACUAUCUAGUUUCCAAGUGGAGAAAAGUAACUGCAAUAUGUCAGCGAGGAUCCCGGCCGAGGAGUUCUGCUGUUAGACAUCUCUUUAAUCUCGUAAGCUUCUCCAAAUCCAAAUACUCGUGGGGCAACUAUAAUGGCUUGAACCAGCACUCAUUCCUCAAAAGGGUUGAGAGCUUUAUCGAAGUUCCUGAUGUAGUGAAGGAAGCCAUUGUUAGAUCCCUAAAAGAAAACAAAGGCCAGCUCAACAGCGGUAGAACAUCGCUAAAUCAAAAUGGCAUCUAUGAUUCAGAAAUUCAUAAUGCAUGUGGGCUGGAGAGUCACACUGAGAGGAUACUGGUUUGGCACAUAGCCACAAGUCACUGUGAGGCUCAAGCCCAGCAAAGUGAAUUCUGUUCUGUUGAUAUCAAUGUUGCUUCCGGCUUAUCAAGAUAUUGCGCUUACUUAGUCACGUCGGUUCCAGAAUUGAUACCGGAGGAGACUGAAUGGACAAAGCUUGUCGUUCAAAGAGUGAUAAGACAAGUAUGUUUUCGUAAUCAUGACAUUUCUCGUAUCGGAGGCUGCUAUUUCUGCUGGGAUUGUAUGAUUUUCAGAAGGGACAUUGUGGUUUCAGAAGAUGAUGGUGAAUUAGAACAGGCGCUUCGAUUUGUUGAGAUGGGUAAAGAACUUGGAGAGAAACUGAUAACAGAGAUUGAUGAGUCACGGCGUUGGAAAGUGCUGGCUGAUUUAUGGACAGAGAUGUUACUGUACAUGGCUCCAUCAGAUAAUGUCGAGGCUCAUAGAGACAGUCUAUGCAAGGAUGGUCAGUUCAUUACCCACGUCUGGGCUUUGUUAUCUGAUAUUGGCAUCAAUGAGCUCCCUAUGCCUUGAGCUUUCUGUAAACUAAUUAUUCUGCUUACAAUUUGUGCU
This is a messenger RNA of Asparagus officinalis (garden asparagus), 2428 nucleotides long. RefSeq lists its product as uncharacterized. The transcript has a single exon. The coding region runs from base 14 to 2389 and encodes 791 amino acids. NCBI's taxonomy places the organism in Eukaryota, Viridiplantae, Streptophyta, Magnoliopsida, Asparagales, Asparagaceae. The record is from RefSeq and is a predicted model, not a curated record.